AUGGUACUUGAGCAUGAUUCGGUGUCCAUAUUGCUCUAUACAAACAUAGAAAAUAUGAACGAGCUCAAAGAUCUUUUGAUGAAAGGUGAACUGAAAGCUGCUAUCGUCAAUUCCGAGCUUAUUUACCACACUGAUCUACUGAUGUUAGCAUCCCACAAAGCUCUGUACAAUGCUAAGAACAAAUCUCUAAAAACAAAGUCCAUUAACACCGAACUUCUUUACAAUCUUUUCCCGUCGAGAAGUAUUAGAGACUCCUUAAAAACUUUCGGCACGCAAGAUAGUGCCACCUCAGCAAUAUUUGUCUGCUUUGAUGAAGAAUGGGUAUUAAAAUUGAAAGAUAUUGUGAAGGGAAAGCUUUCAUCUCUUGACAAAAUAAACGAACUUGUGAAUGAAAAUGCUGUCAAGAAGUUGUAUAAAAUUCCAGCUUCUAUGACUGAUCAAAUAUCUAUUUUAAAUUUUAUAAUAACUAAAAUUUCAUCCAAAGAGUUGUUAUUCUGA
Molecule: messenger RNA, 498 nt
Organism: Parasteatoda tepidariorum (common house spider)
Lineage: Eukaryota; Metazoa; Arthropoda; Arachnida; Araneae; Theridiidae
Product: EKC/KEOPS complex subunit TPRKB
Biological process (GO): tRNA threonylcarbamoyladenosine modification
Cellular component (GO): nucleus; cytosol; EKC/KEOPS complex
Source: RefSeq, a predicted model, not a curated record